This is a messenger RNA of Symbiodinium pilosum, 498 nucleotides long. The record is from the annotation of a GenBank genome assembly. Lineage: Eukaryota; Dinophyceae; Suessiales; Symbiodiniaceae.
AUGGCAGUUGUGGACCCAGCCGCCCUUGUGGCAGCAGCGGUCCGUGCUGCUUGCUUGGCCAAGGCCCCUCGUCGCACUGUGCAAGGCUUUGCAGCUGCAGUCGUCUCCGUCCUUGCGAGACCUGCAGAGUCGACACCGAACACUGUCCGAGGUGAGACUGCCAGAGGCACUGAGGCUUCUGUGGACGUCCUGGUGCAAAGCGAAGAAGAGAGGCGUGAGGCUGUCAAAGCCAAGCGCAGACUCAAGAGACAACGCAAGCGUGCAGCAAAGGCUGCUGGCCAUGCAAAGCAAAGCGAUCCGGACAGGCAGACAGGAGCAACUGGGGUUAUUGUGAAUGCUGCCAACAGUGCGGAUGCAGAAGUUACCUCGAGAAAAGCCCCACCGCCGAACGUUAGGGACACCACUGGCGAUACGCCCCCGGGCAAGCGCUUCCGUGAUGUCGCUUUGGCCUUGAGCAAGGAAGAUGAUGGCGGUGCGCAGGAGAGGGCUUUGGCUGCG